This is a messenger RNA of Zerene cesonia (dogface butterfly), 643 nucleotides long. RefSeq names its product coagulation factor IX-like. The transcript has 3 exons. The annotation marks the transcript as partial. Gene Ontology annotation, molecular function: serine-type endopeptidase activity. NCBI's taxonomy places the organism in Eukaryota, Metazoa, Arthropoda, Insecta, Lepidoptera, Pieridae. The record is from RefSeq and is a predicted model, not a curated record. Gene Ontology annotation, biological process: proteolysis.
CAUGAGGUGGGUCACCUGACGUGCAAUGGAGCUGGUACUCUAUUGUUUGAUAUCGAAACUGAAAAUUCCACUUCCCCCAUCCCCCAGGUAAAGUCCAUAGAGAUACCGCCUCGUUUCCAAGGCGCAGCGGCCAACUUCCAAGAGGACAUCGCCAUCCUGAUCCUGACCACCAGCAUUCAGUACAAGACGUACGUGCGGCCCGUGUGCCUCAGCUUCGACUACGAGUUCGACAAGACGCAGCUGAGCGUUGGCAAGAUGGGCAAGGUGGCCGGCUGGGGUCUGACGGGGGAGAACGGUCUGGCGUCUCCCACUCUGCAGGUUGUGAACUUCCCGUUCGUGGACAUCAACACUUGCAUCGCCAACUCACCGCCCGGCUUCAGGGAAUACAUCAAUAGUGAUAAAUUCUGCGCCGGUUAUCUUAAUGGUACGACGCUAUGUAAGGGCGACAGCGGGGGAGGGCUCGCCUUCCCCGACCGGGAGAUGGGAGUGGAGAGGUACUUCCUCCGCGGGGUCGUCUCCACCGCGCCCACAGACAACAACCUGUGCAACGCGCACACUUACGUCACAUUCACACAGGUCACCAAACACGAACACUUCAUCAAAGAGUAUUUGAGAUGAGCGAAUAAAUUUGUUUUUAUUGGAA